AUGUCAUCUCUCAACACAUCUAUGCUUCCUGAUCUUAAACCUAAAUCUCCACGAAGAUUCUUUACCUUCUCCCCCCAUUCCCAUUCUCCACCUCCUCUGCCUAAACAUUCCCCUUCAACCGGUUUCCACACUCCUACUUCUUCCACAUCAUCCAAUGCUGUCCCUCCAUCCAUGGAGAAAAAGGGUAAUUUCCUCGGUGGUGGAGCCCAAGUGGUACGAACCCCAAGUGAAGCUAGAAGAGGAAUGAGAAAAGAUCAUUUACCUUCUUCUCAAAUCGCUUCACAAAUGCAAAACCAAAAUCGAAGUCUUUCUCAAAACCAACCUCAAAACCAAAACCAAAGUUCCAACUCUACCAAUUUCAGUACACUUCGUCUUAAUCCUCUCCCUUCUCUUAGAAGACUUUCUAGAGCUCCAACACAAGUUCAAACCAACAUUUCCCGUUCUCCCGCUCAUUUACAAACCAGUAUACCUGAUUCCAACUUAGAUUUCAUCCCUGUCCCCCCUGUACCCGCCACGGCACCUUUACGUACCCGACCUAGUCAACCAUCUUUAUCUUCAAGAGGAAAAGUGAUGGAUAAAAGAAUGUCACAUAAACCUUCUUUAGAUUUUCAUCCUUCUUAUUCACAAGAUAUAUAUGGAAAAGAUACAAGAAGGAUAUCUAGAAGACCUUCAGAAGAUUUAAACAUGCCAAAACAUUUAGUAAUACCAUUACCUACACCUUCAACACCAUUAACAAGUUUCACCCAAUCAACUUCUACAACAGAAACCAGUACUCCUUCAGCAAAUCGAUUUUCAGGUCAUCAUCAAACUUCAACAAAUCCUUAUUAUCUCUCUCCCUCGAAUAUCAAAACGGGAGGGAUAACAAUUUCCUCAAACUCAAAAUCAGACGAUUAUACUCAAAUGUAUAAUCUAACAAAUGAUAAUCAUUGGACAGAAACGAAUUUAAGAAGAGAAAAAACAUAUACUGAAAAAUCAGAAAAACGUAGAACGAUAGAUACGAAACGAUUAACUUCUUUAGGUGAACCACUUCCACCACCUAGAGGACCAUUACCUUGUACACCAAAUUCUUUUUCUGCUAUUUUAUCAUCUAAAUCAACACGUCCUUCACCAAACACACAAAACCAAAUAUUGAUCAUGAUGGAUUUUUCAUAUUCAUUAGAUUCACCACCAAAAAACGAAAGUGUCGUUAUACCUCUUGAUAUCCUCAGAAGAGGUGGAGGUUAUUUGGUCGAAUGGAUAGAUGGGAUGUUGAAUGAUCAAGAAGAGGAAAAACCUGGUAUGACAGAUGGAAGUAGUGCAGAGGAUACAGAAUUGGAAAGUGAAGAAGAAAAUGAAUUAGAUGCUUUGUUAAGAGACGAAUAUUUUCGAUCACUUUACAUUGCUUCUCCAACAGAAGUAUCACCUCCAUCUCCAGCACCUCCUCCAGUCCCAUCAUUACCUUCUUCCAUCACAUAUCCCAAACCAUCCACUUAUAUAUCUCAAACCAACAAUCAUAUCUCUACUCGUCAAAUACCCACGGAUAAUCAUUCGACAUAUCAAUCUUCGAGAGCACCAAAUUCUAGAGCUCCAACACCUCCACCACGUAGAGCAGCUUUUAGGAAUCAAUAUACUCAACAAGCGAAAUUCCCUUCUCCUUCAUCUUCUUACACUUUGACAUUACCCGGAUCAAUUCAACAACGUAGGAUUCAAGCUCCACGUGAUCCUCUACGUCUUCAAGGUCCAUUAGGUACAAUAAUCGAAUUGAGGAUAUUAUUAUUACGUGAUGCGAGUUGUUAUCAUGCUAUAGCUCAUAGAUUGUUAGUAGGUCGAUUCCCACCUUUGGGAGAAAAGAGGAGAAGGGUAGAGGAAGAAUGUGAUUGGUUAGGUAUGAAAUUAGGUGAAGAGUUGAGUAGAGGGAAAAGUAUGGUUUUUAAAGGUGGAAAUGGGUUUAUUUGA
Messenger RNA from Tremella mesenterica DSM 1558, 1935 nucleotides. RefSeq lists its product as uncharacterized. Bases 1 to 1935 code for a protein of 644 amino acids. NCBI's taxonomy places the organism in Eukaryota, Fungi, Basidiomycota, Tremellomycetes, Tremellales, Tremellaceae. The record is from RefSeq and is a predicted model, not a curated record. The transcript has 2 exons.